UGCAGCUCUGCUCUCUUUUCCUCUCGUCUGCAUGCUGCGUCCUUCAUAGUUUCACUCCGUUUCUGGUUCCGAUUCUGCACCAGAGAGAUUCUGCAUUGGCAGCACCGGUGGGACUACAGAGGGACCAGGACCAGGACCAGGACCAGGACCAGGAACCAGGAACCAGGAACCGUACCAGGACUGGGAGCAGGUGCAGAGCUGGAGUCAGCAGAACCCGGAGCAGGACUCGUAUCUGGACCAGUACAAGACCGGGACCAGGACCAGGACCAGGACCAGAACUAGAACCAGGACCAGAACUAGAACUAAAACUAGAACCAGGACCAGGACCAGGACCAUGUCCCGGGCGGAGGAGCGCGAGGACGCGGACUGCGUGUGUUCGGUGGGGAUGAAGUUAUCCUGGGACAUCAACGACCCCAAACUCCCGCAGGACUUGAAGCAGUUUGACCCGUUCCAGGAGUGGACAGACGGCUACGUUCGCUACAUCUACAACGUUGAAGAUAAAAAUGCUCAGCGGCACCUGUCAGGCUGGGCCAUGAGAAACACCAACAACCACAACUGUCAGAUCCUGAAGAAGUCGUGCCUGGGGGUGGUGGUGUGUUCCCGGGGCUGCACGCUGCCGGACGGCUCCAGGUUGCAGCUCCGCCCUGCCAUCUGCGACAAAGCCCGCCAGAAGCAGCAGAAGAAGCUGUGUCCGAGCUGCAACAGUGCUCUGGAGCUGCUGCCGUGCCGCGGUCACAGCGGUUACCCCGUCACCAACUUCUGGAGAGUUGACGGGAAGUCCAUCUUCUUUCAGGCUAAAGGUGUUCAUGAUCAUCCGAGGCCAGAAUCCAAAUCUGAAACUGAAGCUAGAAGAAGUUCAGUAAAGAGAAGAGUGAGUUCACCCCAGUUCACACCAAAGAGGAGACUCAUCGAUACACAGGCUCUGGGCCCCGCCCUUCUCUGUGUCGAACCAGCAGAAAGAAUCUCCUUUAUGGAGCCCAACUUCCCACAGCAUUACCCAGCAUUCCAAAGCCCAGAGCCCUACUACAGCCCCCAUAAUGCACUGGGAGAGGCCCCAUCCACACUGCAAAAACCGUCCAAUCCCAGGCUGUAUAUGAGCCGACCCAGUUACGAGUUCCAAGGGUACCACCUGACCUCGCCUUCAUAUCCCAUGGCAUCUGAGCUGUGUGAUCCAAGGGUGGCACCCGUCUUGGGUUCCUCAUCAACCCCCUCAUCAUCAUCAGCUCCUUUGUCCUCCUCCGCCUCCUCCUUUGACCCCCAGACCAAACCCACCCCAGCUUGGAAGGAGCUGCUGAAAAGCUCCACCCCCUACAGUGAUAAUCACCACUACUACAGCCCUGAGUAUCCCUGCAGAUACCCCAGCAACACCCCGGGGUCCCCUGCACCCCUGCAGACCAUCAUCACUACAACGACCAAGGUCUCCUACCAGCCCUGCCCCAAGCCUCCAGCGGCCCUGCCUCCCUACCAAUCAUGUCCCAAGCCGACCAGCCUCCCGUCCUACCAACCAUGUGCUCCUCCCAAACCCCCCGGUCUCCCCGGCUGCUCCUCCCUGCUGGAUGACACAGCUUCGUCCUCGUACUCCACCGAGGUGAAGGUGACGGACGAGUCGGGUGGAGUUAUCAAGUCCCUGUCGUUUCAGCCAGAACCCCUUCAGGCCAAAACAGAACGGACCGAUGGCUACGACUACCACUACGCCUACCCCAACACGUACCGCUACGAUGACUACUGAUGCACCACUACCUCUGUUGCCAUGACUACUGCUGCCGGAGCAAGCGUUCCUACUACUGCCGUCAGAACAGUCAUCUGGGAUGGGAUAGGACCUUCUGGCCUCUGUCCAUCACUGAGAUCAAACCAUGGACCUUUUGUCUGUUUGGGGGCUCUACCCGGACAAACUGUGUACAUAAAUUAUGUCUAAAGACUGCAUUCACACAGAUUGGGACUUGGAGACCCAUGGUUCUGGUGUUCCUGGGGUCUUCAUCCCCCUCUUCAUCAAAGAGCUUGGUUUCUUAGUUAGGAAUGCAGGAACCCCCAGAAACACAGUCAAUAUUUGAAAGAACUCUUACAGGAGGGGGACACACAGGAACUGCGUCAGAUCUGCUUUUAAACCUGAGAUGAAGACAUGAACAUGCAGUGCAGCAUGAACUGGUGAACUGGUUAUGAACUGGUUUUGGUUAAUAAAGGCCUCCAUCAAAUGGUUAAUCAUGGUAUUUGUACUUCACAGCACACUGAAGCGUGGUUUUUUGCAUCUUUUAGGGUCCAAAUGAGGCUGACCACUGGAGAAUGUUAGCCAGACGUCUUCUGGAUCAGAUUUUCCAGAUCCAGAUCCUAAAAUGAUCACAAAUAGAACCGGUUCUUUAUUAUCAACGAUCAAAGAUCAUGAAACCAGCUGCUCCUCACACUUUCAGUUUCCUUCUAAAUGUGGAGGACGGCUUUCAUGAAGGACUGCUGUAAAUGAGCUUUAAAGGUCCCUUGAUGGUUCCUCUGAAACUCUGUGAGAUCCUGCAGCCUGAAAGCCCUUUUAUGCUCGACAUUUGAAACAGAUACUCAGGCAGACGGAGGCUUUUUGUUUUGUCUUGAUGAUUAUGAAUAAAGAUAAAGUGGAACAAUGGGUUCAGCAUUGAGUCAAUCUCUAAACUAAAUGAAAGAAAAUGGGUCCAUCCUCAAACACUGAAAAUUACAAUCGCUUUAGUUUCACGCCUCAGGAAUUAACCUAAAGAAUGUUUGUAUAUUGACUUGUGUUCAGUGGUCUGUUUUUGUUCCCUUCAAAUUAGUGCAAAUAAAACGAAUUCC
Messenger RNA from Cololabis saira (Pacific saury), 2790 nucleotides. RefSeq names its product glial cells missing transcription factor 2 (gene gcm2). Bases 335 to 1729 code for a protein of 464 amino acids. Gene Ontology annotation, cellular component: nucleus. Gene Ontology annotation, biological process: regulation of transcription by RNA polymerase II; gliogenesis. The record is from RefSeq and is a predicted model, not a curated record. The transcript has 8 exons. Gene Ontology annotation, molecular function: RNA polymerase II cis-regulatory region sequence-specific DNA binding; DNA-binding transcription activator activity, RNA polymerase II-specific. Lineage: Eukaryota; Metazoa; Chordata; Actinopteri; Beloniformes; Belonidae.